UGAAAGAAGAGACGUGACUUCCGGUGGAGGCCUCAGCGCGAGAGUGGUGUUUGUGUUUGUGGAUCGAUGGUCAAACUAUCAGUUUUAAUUAAUAAAAUUGAGUUGAAUGUUAAUAUUUUGAUUUUAAUCUCAAGUUUUAAGCGCAUGAAGCUUUAACAAGCGCAGAUGGCGUCCGAAUCACAGUGUGUGAGCAGUAGGUGGGAUCAGGCCAAACCCCGAGCGGCUGUCCUGCAGGGUGUUGUGGGGAGCGAGGCCCAGGCUGCUCAUGUAGCGCCAGCAUCAGGUGCAGCAGUGGCUCACAGCACCAGCUCAGUGGCCACCCCUGAUGUGCCAGAGCCUCUGCAGGGUGGCGUGGAGCUUGCCGCUGCGAUGGCGGCGAAAAUUAAUGCCAUGCUGAUGGCUAAAGGCAAACUGAAACCACUUCAGCCACUGCCCAGUAAAGCUCGGUCCACUCCUGUUGCUCCUGUCAGCACUGAUGAGGUCAUCGUUGCUGAAGUCGACAUAAAUGAUGUGCCGCUCAACUGCAGAAAUCUGCUCACCAAAGGCAAAACUCAAGAAGAGAUUCGUCUGUUCAGUGGCGCAGUCAUUUCAACUAAAGGACUUUACAUGAGUGAUGCAGAGAAGAGUAACAGCGCAGCCCCAGCGCGGUCGCUGUAUCUGCAUGUGCAGGGACGCAGUCAGGAGGAAGUCAACAAGGCCGUGGCGAGAAUAAAAGAGCUGAUCUGUGAGGAUGUUCUGCGCUCCUCGGAUGGUCUGCAGCCUCCAGUGAUGCCCACCGUUCCAGUGUACCGACACCCUCCCACAGCUGCCGCAUCCCUCCCACCGAAUACACGACCCCCAAACACGCCCACCAUACCUGCUCACAAACCACCCCCUCCACACUCAGGGAGUUUUGUGCACACUAAGAUAUUUGUAGGACUGGACCAAUCGAAUCCGUCCUUUAAUGUGAAUGAGCGUGUGGAGGGGCCAUCGGGCUCGUACCUGCAGCACAUUCAGUCUGAGACGAGUGCACGUGUCUUCCUCAGAGGCAAAGGGUCAGGAUACAUCGAGCAGGCAUCGCGUCGGGAGUCCUUUGAGCCGCUCUAUCUAUACAUCAGCCACCCAAAUGCAGCAGGACUCGACGCAGCGAAGAAACUGUGUGAAAAUCUACUUCAGACGGUGCGUGCAGAUCACACUCGGUUGACAUAUCCAGCCACUGGUUCCACUACAGUUUACCCAACACACGGAUACUCUGCUAAUAACAGCUACAGCAGCCAGUCUUGGUUCAGUUACCCAUCCAACGGUUACACAAGCACUUACCCACCAUUCCCUUCUGCCAGUGGAUACUGGAACAACUCCAGUGGACACUGGAACAACUCCAGUGGACUGACUGGCCAAUCACAGCUGACCAGCAGUCCGGUGCAGUACCCUGUGUGCUCACAUCAACCAAACUCUUUCCUGAAGCAGGAUGACGACGUAGUGUCAGAUGGCACUGAUAGCAGCCCAAGUCCUCUUCUAAAAAGUGUUGCUUUGGACAGCCAGAAGCAGGAAACACUGGAUGAGGCGUCUGCAGAUGUUGCAGUAAAUGUAGCAGAGGGCCGCAUCUGCUCUGAGAGUACACUGAUGCCUCCACCAGUAGCUCCAAUCAUCAGAAAGAGACCUGCAGAAGAAACCAACAGACCCCUCACACACACAGAGGAGGAACAUCUGGUGAAGAUGGUAAAGCUUCCAGAAGUUUCCAGCAGCUCCUCUGGACUUGUUCCAUAUGGAGGUGAUUCAUCAGAUGAGGAAGAGGAGCGCACUCGCUUCGCCAAUAAGAACGCGCUCUAAACACACGCGCACACAUACUCUAAACAUACGCACGCUACUCACCUGCACACAUCUGUGCAGGAAACAGGAAGGACUUUUAUGGCAUAAAAUGUCUGUCAGUGUUUGACAGAAAUGAUGUGUGACUGAUGUGAAACUGUUCCUAUGGAAUAAAACGACAAACC
Messenger RNA from Xyrauchen texanus (razorback sucker), 1970 nucleotides. RefSeq names its product KH homology domain-containing protein 4-like. Gene Ontology annotation, cellular component: nucleus. Bases 166 to 1809 code for a protein of 547 amino acids. NCBI's taxonomy places the organism in Eukaryota, Metazoa, Chordata, Actinopteri, Cypriniformes, Catostomidae. The record is from RefSeq and is a predicted model, not a curated record. Gene Ontology annotation, molecular function: RNA binding. The transcript is spliced from 14 exons.